Molecule: messenger RNA, 800 nt
Organism: Osmerus eperlanus (European smelt)
Lineage: Eukaryota; Metazoa; Chordata; Actinopteri; Osmeriformes; Osmeridae
Exons: 7
Coding region: 75-800 (241 amino acids)
Source: RefSeq, a predicted model, not a curated record
AUAAGCACACAAGUCAUCAAAUCCACACUAUCUGAAGAGAGUACAGUUGAGAGUUGACCGUGAAGAGAAGAACCAUGGUUAAAGUUAGUCGUGCUGUUUUGGGAUUAUUUGUGACCAUUGGGUUCCACAUAGCAGAUGGAAGCUUUUCCAAUCUUCACCAAAAAGUAGGAGAAAACAUCAGUCUGCCGUGUAACAAUGUGGUUUUACCAGGCUGCUCCUCUACUACAUGGAUCUCCAAUAGCAUUGAGCUGGUUGGUCAUGGAGUUAUAAAAAAAGACUCAGACAGAGCAAAGAGACUGAGUCUGGGGUCCGACUGUUCUCUGAUGGUUCUUAAUGUUACAACUGGGGAUUCUGGACGCUACACCUGUCGACAAUAUCCCACAAAGGGAGGGGGUCAAGACGGGGAAGAUGCAUGUGUAAAUCUCUCUGUUGAAACCAAUGAAAUCACUACCUCUGCAUCCACCAUUUCCCCAAACAUGAAGGGUCUCACAACACCCCUCUCCACCACUUCAACACCUCCAUUUACUGUGGGUGGAGCAGUAGGUGCAGCACUGGGUGGAGCCAUUGGUGCAGUCCUGCUCUGCCUCCUGGCUGUCAUCAUCAUAGUUCACAAGAACAGAGCCAAGAACCAAAAGCCAAACAAUGACUCUCUUGCUCUGACUACAGACAUUGUUAGUAACACCACAGGGAAUCAGCAAACCCUUCCUACUAAUGAGGACAAGAUGGACGUGACGAUGGCCCCACCUAUGCCACCAUCAACCACCCCAGCCAAAACAAGGCUGCUCCAAAACCAGAUGUAA